Molecule: messenger RNA, 1974 nt
Organism: Candidozyma haemuli
Lineage: Eukaryota; Fungi; Ascomycota; Pichiomycetes; Serinales; Metschnikowiaceae
Product: serine-type carboxypeptidase
Exons: 1
Coding region: 1-1974 (657 amino acids)
Biological process (GO): proteolysis; apoptotic process
Cellular component (GO): trans-Golgi network
Molecular function (GO): serine-type carboxypeptidase activity
Source: RefSeq, a predicted model, not a curated record
AUGUGGGCAUUGUUGUUUUUCGUGCUCACCGUGUGGGCCAACCCGAUCAGCUUUGCCCGAGAAGAACUCUUUGCCAAUAAGGGCGAUACUCGGGGCGACUUUUAUGUCUCGUCGUUGCCUGGCUUGUUCAGCCUUGAUACCAAAGACAUCCCGGUGAUGUUUGCGGGCCAGGUGAAGCUAUAUCAGGAGAACGACACGCAUUACUUCUUCUGGAAGUUUGAGGAUCAGUAUAAGGCGCCGGUGGCAGAAAAGAAGAUCAUCUUUUGGCUAAACGGUGGACCAGGGUGCCUGUCUAUGGAUGGAGCGUUGAUGGAAGCGGGUCCUUUGAGGAUCAAUAAGCAUCAGCAAGUGGUGUAUAACCCUGGCUCGUGGCAUAAGAAGGCGAACAUGGUGUUCGUAGACCAGCCAGCAGGCACUGGCUUUUCUUACUCGGACGAUAAGGCUAACAACUUGGAUGACGUGCUGUGGCACUUCUUGAGGUUCUUGGAUAAGUACUUUGCACUUUUCCCUGAAGAAAGGGAGUACGAUAUCAUGUUGGCUGGUGAAAGUUACGCUGGCCAGUAUAUCCCGUAUAUUGCCAAUGGCAUCAUUCGUCAUAUGCCCGAUCUCAAUCUUAAGGGUCUAUUGAUAGGAAACGGUUAUAUCGACCCUUACACGCAGGGUCUUUCAUAUGUUCCUUUUGCAACCCAGGCCGGUCUUAUUUCUCAGGACCAUCCUAACUGGAAGGAUCUUCUUGAACGUCACCAGGAGUGCCAGAAACGUAUUGACGAGGCUAAAGCUCACAGGUCUCCAGCUCGCGCAGACGUUGCUUCAAGAGUCUGCGAUAACGUGCUCAACCUGUUGCUUAUGUUUACUAGACACAAACAUGGGCCUGUUAACGAGCAGUGUUUCAACAUGUACGAUUACACACUCAAGGACUCUUACCCUUCUUGUGGUAUGCAUUGGCCACCAGACUUGCAACAUGUGACACCAUUCUUGCGGGACGAAAAAGUCAUGAAGAGUUUGAAUUUGGUGAAUAAGAUGCAAUGGAAGGAAUGCCGUGGUAUCGGGUUAAACUCUCGUGAUUCGGCUCCAGCUAUCGAGUUGUUCCCGGAACUUUUAAAGCAUACCAACAUCGUCCUCUUCCAUGGUAACAGGGAUAUUAUUUGCAAUUAUAUCGGUGCUGAGUAUCUUAUCAAGGAGUUAAAUUGGAACGGAAAGCAAGGUUUCUCCACGUCGUUGCCUACAUAUGACUGGUUUCAUGAGGGCACGAAUAGCGGCUACAUCCAGAGCGAGGCCAACUUGACCUAUGUUAACGUGUUCGACGCCUCGCAUAUGGUUCCAUUUGACAAGCCAGAGUUAUCAAGUGCCGUGGUAGAUCUUUUGUACGCACGGUACGAUGUUGAAGAACCACAAGGCAACAAACCUAAGAUCAUCACGCACAAGUUGUCCUUUGAUGCUGAAGCAGAUGAGUCCAGGCCAACAAAACCUGAGGAACCUGCCGCCGCUGAAAGCAGCGCUAGCCCAUUGAUCUCACCUUUGCCAAUGGUUAGUGGAAAUAGUACCGUUUCUACUGACGGAUCUGGCAACCAAUACAGCAAUGCACUCGUGCGUCUCAUCCAGUUUGCUGUCAUUGUCGUUCUCAUAUGGGGAGUCUGUGCACUUUUCUCGGCCUACCGUUCGAGACCAUCUUCCAUCAUUAAAACAAAGUCUUCCAACCGUAAGAAGAAUGUCCAGUGGGCAGAUCAACUAGAGGAGGAAGAGUUGGGAAUGGCACCGGUCGGUGACCAGAAAAUCUCGAUUUUCUCUAGAGCUUUCCUGAAGUUGACAGGUGCCGAUUAUAAAGGUCGUUAUGCUUCUGCUCCUCAAUACGAGGACAUUGAGUUAGAAGGUACGCGACAUGAAGAUGAUGACUUUAUAAUUGCGAGCGACGAGGAGGAAGAAGCCGCUCCCGAGAACGGUGAGCAAGGUAGAAACACGGGUAACAGAGAUUAA